Podarcis lilfordi (Lilford's wall lizard) is the source of this 13499-nucleotide messenger RNA. Lineage: Eukaryota; Metazoa; Chordata; Lepidosauria; Squamata; Lacertidae. The record is from the annotation of a GenBank genome assembly.
CGGCGUGUUCCUAGCCGGAGCUGAAGAGGAGACGGACCGUCCCGCCGGAAGCUCCGCUGCGGAGGCUGCGGGGGAGCGGGAGAAGGAGAGCUCGGCGUCGGGAGGGGAGAUGGGCCGGAGUCGCUCGCGGUCUCCUCCGCGGAGGGGUGCGUAGUCUCGGUCCUGGUCCCGGUCCCGGUCCUGGGGUCCUGCUGCUCCUCCUCUUCGCCGCCCUUCCGGGAGGCCUCGUCCUCCUUCCCAGCUGCCCGGGCGAAACCUUGGCUGGAAGGUUUCUCCUUCGGGAAAGAAGGAAGCAGCUGCAGGCCGGUGGGAGGGAGGGCGGGUUGUGGGAGCCCAAGGCAGGCCUCGCCUCUCUUGGCCUGGGAGGCAGAGAUCCCCGCGGAUCGAGGCCGAACUGAGUCCCCGAGGGGCGCCUUCCUCUCGCAGGGCGGUGGGGCUAGUGAGGGGCUGCGGAGCUGCGAGGCAGGCAGGGUUCAAAUUCAGCCGCCCAUGAAGUUCACUGGAGGCCUUUGGGCCUGUCGCUGCAUCUCAGCCCAACCCACCUCACAAGGCUGCUGUGAGGAUAAAAUAGGGAGGGGGAGAACCAUGCUGGCCUCCUUGGGAGGAACGGUGGGCUAGGAACGCAGUAAAAAAGAAAGGAAUAGCUCUCUCUCAACCACUUUGUGGAACUAGCCCUGCUGUAGAUGCAGAACAGAUACUGUGUGGAACCAGUAAGAUAUCAAUGUUUUCUGCUUUGUGGCUCCUUACAGUCAAGCAGCAUAUACGUUUUGUGCAAUACAUAAAGGAGGUGGUGUCCGUGGUUCUCUACCACCACCACUACCACCCUCCAUUUUUAUCCUCACAGCAACUCUUGUGAGGUAGGUUAGACUGAGAGAUUAUAACUGGCCCAAAUUCAUUCUUAUUUGUUCUAUAUCUGACAGGAUAUAUAAACCUGGGGCUCUGCUGGCCUAAUAAUUUGAUUUAUUACCUGGCGUGCUCUCUAACAUCCAGCACCCUAACCACUGCGCACACACUGGCUCUUACUUAGAGAAGUUACAUUUAUCUCCAUUGACUUUUUUUUUUUUAAGAAGCCUGGAUAAACUCAUGCAGGAUGAGCCUGUUGGUGGCUAGAUUAACAUUCCAGCUUUGGGCCUUUGGCUGGUGUAAGAAAAGAGGAUGCUGGACUAGACAGGCUUUUGGUCUGAUCCAACUGAAGGGCUUUUGUUAAGUUCUCACUCUGGCUCCCCCUCCCCCAACAGAUUUUAGAUUAGAUGCACCUUGAAGGCAGAUGCCUAUUUCAUGCUUAUGAGAUUUUUUUUAAGCACCGUAUCUAUCAGUAUGUAAAAAGCCACCGGAGCAAAUAUGGUUGUUUUGCUGUGGAAGGCAGUGUGCGCAGAAUGCUCUUGGAGUAUGUUUUAACUUGGCUAGAACUCAGAGAUGUAUAGGUGUGGAGCUAGUGGAGUUCACUAAGUGCCCCCUGUAAAUCAAGCACAGCAUCUGAAGACAGAAUGGGACCCGCCUUAUGUUGCCUUUACCUCUUUGAAAGGAAGGAGGUUGCAGGAUACAGAAUGGAGCAAACUUUUAAGAUGUAGGACUGAGACUGAAAAAUACACUGGUUUGUUGAAGCCAGUCGGUGUAUAUAGUAUGUUACUGUAGGAGGAAAGCUGUACUUUAGAAAUGAAAUUCAAUAUGCAACUAAAGUUGCUUGCUCUGUAUUUUAAGAACGUCGGCGUUCCAGAUCCACCUCACGUGAGAGGGAGAGGAGAAGACGGGAGCGAUCAAGGUCUCGGGAGAGAGACAGGCGGAGAAGCCGUUCCCGUUCCCCACACAGGCGACGAUCCAGGUGAGGAGGUAUCAUCAGAUAGUAGCUCUAAAGUUUCUGGUGAACUUGUUCUGUAAACACUGUUCUUGUAGGCAAUGGGUGUGUGAGACAGAGCGGGCUACUAGCUCUUGCCAUUAGCAAAUAUUGGAAAAGAUGAGUGGGUAGUUUGCUUUUUAAAAAAAGCAACUGCCCUCCCCCGAACUGCAGGAAAUUAUGACCCAGUUAACUACUCUACCUAAGGUAAUUUUAAAGGAUGUAUGGAGGCCCUCUUAGUGUUUUCUCUUAAAAGAAUAGGGCCAGCAUCUGGUCCUGGCAGUUCAGCUGUUUCUGUCCCUUCUCAUGAUAGCUCUAACCAUAUUAGCUCCUUUCUAUCCCACCUUUAGCAGUGGCUUUGCUGUGAUGUUUAACAAUGAGAAAGGAUUUGUUUUUAAGGUUGAACAGAUGGUUUCUAGGCAGCUGAACUCACCUGCUUGAGUGAUGUGAGUGUAGCUAAACACAAGCUUUUUCUGCAUUCAGAGUGAGCUGAUGGUCACAGGGUUCUCCUUUCUCUGUAGACCUGCAACUCCCCUCCAUUUGCUUUGUAGAGAAUAUUCUUCCCCUAUCCUCUUCCAUAGCACCUUUCUGUUGUUCUGAACCCUUCUCCUGCAAUAGACUACCAUAUCUAUACUGUUGUUUAAUAAAUGGUAGGAGAAAGGGGGAGCAGGCAUGGGUGCUUCUUUGUACUCUGCUUUAAAAACCCAGCCUUUCCUUCCAUCUUUCCUCCUGCAGCCUCUCCUUGGUUAUAGGUGUUGACAUGGCAGAGCUUGCCUUGUUUCAUCCUGACAAGAUCCCUAUGAAUUACCUUUCUAAAGGAGGUAGGUGUGGUGGCACCUCUCUCCCUCUUUGUGGCUGCCUGGCAGAGGAAGCCUUACACUUCCUUGACUGAGGUGGACAGAGCAUUGCAGGUACUUGACAGUUCUUUGCUCACAGACAUGGUGUCGCCCACAAAGCCAAGUGUGGGAUUUUGUGAUGGUUUUGUUCUGUGUUUUCACAAAAAAAAUCAGCAAGUGUGCUGGUGCUUCUUCUUUUGUGUGUAGCAUAAUCCAGCAAGCACACCUUUCCCUUGCCAUUCAAGUGCAACCUGCUCUGGUUUGACUCUCUAGAUCUCCACGACGACAUAGAUCCAGCUCUUCUUCCCCUUCCCGGCAGAAAGAAAGGCGAGAUGAUGAGAAGAAAGAGACCAAAGAUGCUAAAGGCAAAGAGCGUCAGAUCACAGGUAAUGAAACAGCUUGGGGUAUUGCAAGCCAUGCUGGAGAAUUAUGUGUCAUGAUGCACCUUAUUAACUUUGGCAUUCUAGUUUGUGGUCAGAUUUAUAGGGGAGGGGUAGUUUGCUAAUGUGAGAAGGGUCUUGCCUUUUGGGCAAGGUUUGUUUGACUUGAUGUGUUUCUGGUUCUGUUGGUGAGGACAUAUCCUGCCUCUGUUACUGAGAGCCUGUAGCUCAUGUGUUGCACUGAGUCUGAGGGUCCAUAUAAUCCUUUGUUGUGCCAAUAAAGGCACCUUUGUUUCUCAAAUAUAUCAUCUCUUCACACACCAAAAAAUCCACAGUUGUUGAUAGGAUGUUGUGUUUUUCUAAACACUUGUUCGACAACAUUUUACGUGGAACUAUACUGGGUCCUUGAGGUGUGGCUUUUUUGAAGAGUUGGAAGGGUUAGCCUUUUGUUUUGGAUGGCUGACACCCUCUUCAAUAGAAAUACAGUGGUACCUCGGGUUACAUACGCUUCAGGUUACAGACUCCGCUAACCUAGAAAUAGCGCUUCAGGUUAAGAACUUUGCUUCAGGAUGAGAACAGAAAUCGUGCUCCGGCAACGCGGCAGCAGCAGGAGGCCCCAGUAGCUAAAGUGGUGCUUCAGGUUAAGUACGGACCUCCGGAACGAAUUAAGUACUUAACCCGAGGUACCACUGUACUUUCAGAAUUGUUUACCAACCAAAGAAUAAAAAUACAUAACACAUUGAUAGUAUAAAAUCAAAAGUGGCAGAACACAGCAGACGAAACAAACUGAUAUGAAACAAUCAAAACAUUCCAAAAAUCAUGUUGGGGUGGAAGGAGAUACAUAGGUGAACUGUGUCCUUAUUACACAUGUUAGAAAGAAUAUAUGUAUAUAAAUGCCAAAUAGAAAAGAUAAAUUACGACAGCAGACUUGCAAAGUUAGCAAAAACCUUGGUGAGAGUCAGUGACAUGAUAUCCAAACAAAUAAAAUCCAGAAUAUUGAAAUAAAAUUCAGGGUAACUCCCCCAAAAGAAAAUUGAACAGAGUAUGGUCUGGGUUCUUCUGAUGAGGAAUUAAUGAAAGGAUUGAAGAAAGACCAAGCUAUAAAAUUUAUCUCUGGAAAUAGUCACCUCUGACUACUCUGCAGUGUUGUAUUAGUUUGUUUAUGAGCACCAUCUUCCAAACCCUAUCAUGCCAGUUUUGCAUAGUUAACAAACAAUCACUUCUCCAUAAGAAUGCAGUCUAUAUCCAGACUGCUGCCAGGAAAUGUCUUAAAUAUAAUAUCUUUUAUUUAUUCCUAGCAAGGCCAAUGGUGUUUCACCAUUGUAAUAGUCAGAAUCUUAGAAAUAUGCUGUUUGAGGAUGGUUCUGUGGCAUUAUUUAUCUUUAACUCUCUUUCAUUUUAUCUCCUUGUUUUGUCUUGGCUUCUUUUUCAGAGGAAGACCUGGAGGGUAAGACAGAAGAAGAAAUUGAAAUGAUGAAAAUGAUGGGAUUUGCAUCAUUUGACACGACAAAGGUGAGUGUCUUCUUAGUGCCCAGAAUUCCUAAGAGUGAGAUUUGAACCACUCUGUGCACUGGGACAGAAAAUCCACACCAUGUGGUAGUGGAUGCAGAAUUCAUCUUCCUGAGAAUCCCUUCCUUUUUGUUAAAAAGGGGGGCAGGUUUCUAACACUGCAAGUUUUUUAUAGAGUGGUGCUUGAAUGUGUUUGAGCAAGACUAGUGAGACUUCAGAAGAUUCCAUAUGAUUGGGGGCAAUCUGGCUUUCAUACUCUAUGCAGCUGCUUGCCUCUCUCAUGAAUAGCAAAGUAAGAAGCGAAGCUUUUUUUAUUCAGUAUGUGUAACCUUUUGCAGGGCACAGGGCUUGGAUUACCUUGGCAAAUCUUGAAUGCAAAGAGUUGUUUAUUAUUAUUUUAUAAUAGCAACAUCUCCUUUUGCAGCACACUGUAGGUUAAACAGAAAACCAUUUCUGGCAAGUUUAGAUCUUCCUCACUUAAUCAGACCAUGGUCUUGAGUUUUCCUCGCCAGCCAUUUAGAAAUGGUGACUCCAAAUGGUCUUUUAGUGUUCUUAAUGGCGGAACAGAAAUGACAGAAAGGCAGCUUGCUCAGCUACUGGGGAGGAUUCAGGCUUGUUCUAUAGUUUGUCCAUCCACACAAGGCAAGGUUGAGCUCCAGUAGGCCUGGCCUUAGGCCUUUGCACUAGAUUCUAGGACAGGAGUGAAGAACCUCCAGCCCAAGGGACCUCCCCAUCUGGCCUGCAGCCUCUUCUCCUUGCCCACCCAGUACAGCAGUUUAGCCUGAAGAAGCCUCCUACUGGCUUCAAUAGGAGGCUUCCUCCCCCCCUCCCCCAUAAAAAAAAUUGUGGCAGAGAGAGCGCAUGUAAAUGAUGGAGAGAGUGUGUGUGUUGUGGGAACUAUGAGGUGGUCCUACCCACCACUGAUACUCAGCCCCUGGAACAUGUUCCCAAAUCUUCUACACUACAAGGGGCUUCCAGACUUGAAACACGUCGUACAAGUUCCCAGGAGCUUCCAGGUAGCUUGGAAACAACUCAUGGAAGCAUUACAUUGGCAUUGUGUUUAGGAACUCUGCCUAGACAUAUUUCCCAAAAGCAACUGCAAAAAAGAGUAAAGAGCAAGAUAUGAUUGGCUUUUGGUCCCUUACCUUUCCCGCCCCGACCUGGCCACAGUGAUCCAUGCGACGGUCAUCUCCAGGCUUGACUACUGUAAUUCGCUCUAUGCGGGGCUGCCCUUGAAGCUGACCCAGAAACUCCAGAGGGUGCAGAAUGCUGCAGCGAGACUCCUCACAGGGUCUCUGCCAUGGGAGCAUAUUCAACCAGUGCUUUUCCAGCUGCAUUGGCUCCCGGUGGGGUACAGGGUCAGGUUUAAGGUGCUCAUUUUGACCUUUAAAGCCCUUCACGGCCUAGGACCCUCGUACCUACGGGACCGCCUCUCCCGGUAUGCCCCACGGAGAGCCUCAAGGUCCAUAAAUAGCAACACCCUAGUGGUCCCGGGCCCUAAGGAAGUUAGAUUAGCUUCAACCAGAGCCAGGGCCUUUUCAACACUGGCUCCGGCCUAGUGGAACGCUCUGCCUCAUGAGACCAGGGCCCUGCAGGAUCUGAUUUCUUUCCGCAGGGCCUGUAAGACAGAGUUGUUCCACCUGGCCUUUGGCUUGGAGCCAAUUUGAUUCCCUCCCUCUCUUUCUUCUUUCCUUUCCUUUUCCUCCUGCGAUGAGGCUACAUUUUAAUAUUUUAAUGUUUCAAUAUUUUAAUGUUGUAUUUUAAUUUUGUUUUUAAGUUGUAAUCAUUCAACUUGUUUUUAUUAUUGCUUGUAAGCCGCUCUGAGCCUGGCCCUGGCUGGGGAGGGCGGGGUAUAAAUUAUUAUUAUUAUUAUUAUUAUUUUGUUCAUGUCUUACCAUUCCUCCAAAGUUCCAUUGGCUUUUAUUCUCACUUUCCUCCCAGAAAUGGGCUUUCACACUUCCUUCUGCAGCCCCAUGAAAAUUACUCAGGGUUGUGGGGAUGUCUAGGAUAUGGCAUAGGGAAUGCCAAUGGAGUUGGGGGCGGGGUUGCUGAAAAUCACCCCUCCCUUACAAGAACAGAGGAGCAAUUCAGGCUCCAGGUCAUUGUCCUCUUCCCCUGGUCAGGCUUCCCUGCACCUUACGUUGUGUGAAGAUGACUUUGUAUUUCUGUUUGUGUUUUGUAGGGCAAGAAAGUGGAUGGCUCUGUAAAUGCCUAUGCUAUCAACGUAUCACAGAAGAGGAAGUACAGGUUGGCAUUGUUCAGUUAGGACCCAACUGGCCCUGAGUGCGGAAGCUCUAAGGUCAUGUUUGUGUUGGGCGGGGAUGUCACUAUGUUCACAGGAAUACUUGGAAGAAGAGAUUUUGGCAUUGCUUCAGAACCCCCAUUUUUUAAAUAGAAUCCUGAAAUGAUUACCCUAAGUAUUUCACUUUGUUCAGAAAAUCAGUAUAUCCUGGGGUUUCUCAGACUUGUUAUGUUGAGCUGUCUUGUGGAUAAACAAGUUCCUAAUUGUGGCAGUAGAGCAACCAUGAUUUCCCAUUGCAGGAGCAAAAAACUGUCACGAUUGACUUCCUAUGCCUCCUGCCCUUUCAGGGUUGCCUUGCAUAAUGUAGAAUUAGUUUGCUGCCAUGUGAGGUUCUUGCUGAUUGAAACAGAGGAUCUGUAAGAGUUACUAGCCUUACAAAUGGGAUCUGCAACAAAGGUUUACAGUGUGGAGUGCUUCUUUUCAAUAUACCAGUUUUUCAAUUCCAUUCAACCCUCCCAUUCCCGCCCCCCCCCCAACACCCUCCAGUUAUUUUGUGAGCAGUAAGCAUGCUUAGGCCCCAGAGGCUGUUUUGGGGUCAUUAUCCCCUACAUAGGAUUGUUCUUCCAAAAUGUUUUUUUGUAUUUCUUUAAACUUUGGAGUUUCCCCAAGCCUACUGACAUCUCUGCUCGUAAGUGUGUGUUGUGCUGUGCUGUUUUAAUUGCAUAUGGACCACACACAGAGAAUGACUUCAUGGAUUUUGCUACCAUUAAUUUCUAAGUUAGAAAGUAAAAACAGUACCAAUAAAGAUGCUUCGAAGUCAAGUGUGCUUUUUUUAUAUGAAUUCUAAUUAGCACACAAGCACAGAAUUGUGAUUAAGAAUAUAAAAAAUAACAUACUGAGAUUAAUUUUUCUAAAAUUAUUCCAGCACUUACAACUGGCAAAGGCAUUCUGGGUAAUGGAUGGGCAAUGCCAAGAAAAAAAAUCAGGAAGAUGGGCUGGGCGUUCAGAACUUUCAGGGGUCAGCAAGAAAGUUCACUGCUAAGGUUUGCCUUUUCUCAUUGCAGGCAAUACAUGAACAGAAAAGGUGGAUUCAACAGACCUCUGGAUUUUAUUGCUUGACACCUGCACUUGUUACAUGUGAAAGACAACCUCACUCUCUAGUCCCUUAAUUGUCUUACCAGCAACACCUGCGGUUAAGCGGAUUUCAGCUUCUUCCCACACAGAAUGGGGAUCUCAUUUGUGGAGAGUCCAUGGAAGUGACAUUGUCUCAUAGGAAGAGACGGUAACAUGUUUUCCUCAAAUGACAUGUUUGUACAAAAUGACAUUCUUUUGUGUUGCUGUGUUUUUAUUUUUUGUAGGUUUCUGUUUUAAAAUAUUGCCACUUAAAUUAAAAAAGAAAAAUCUGUGUUUUCUUCUUGAGAGCACUUCAAAUAGGAAGCCCCUUCUUAAAAGCUAGGCUGAAAAGCGAUUUUCUUUUGUCUUAAUGAGGUUCUUGAGAUACGUUUAUUUCAUUAUUUCUACCCCACCUUUCCUCCAAGAAGCUCAAGGUGGUAUACAUGGUUCUCCCUCGUCCUCUUUUUAGCCUCACAGCAACCCUGUGAGGUAGGUUAGGCUAAGAGUAUGUGACUGGUCCAAGGUCACCUAGUGAGUUUCAUGGCUCAGUAGGGAUUUGAACCCCGAGAAAUACUUCGGGGACUCUUCUCGGGACAAGUGUUCAACCACCACCAUCUCUGCUACCUCUCAUUUAGAGAAAGUCUAAAUUUCAAACCCCCUGGUUCUCCUCCUUCAUUGUCUUGCUUCUGGCCAACAGUGGGCCUUGCCGCUGUUCUUGGGUGCCUCUAACUAACAUAUGAACAUGGUAACGCAGCUCCAGUGGACUUUUCCCAUUAGCUUGUGUGGUAUCCUAACUUCUUCCAAUAGUUUUAUGGGAGAAAUGGACAUUUAGUGUCUCUUCUGCAGUAAAUGUGCAGAAUUUUACAUACUAAUCAGUGCCAUUUCUUUAGUACAGAAUGUUGGGGUAGGUUUGUUUAUUGCCCUGUGUGAAAUACACACAACCUUCAUCAUAACUCUGAGACAUAGUAUCAAGAUAACAAUUGUUGGUAUUUGGGUAGUGGUUGGAGGCACUGAUCAUGAAUACCAAGCCAUAACAGUUGCCCUGCUGGGUCCAACCAAAGGUCUGUCUAGUCCAGCAUCCAGUUUCUGCUUAUAUGUCUGGGAGAAGACCACAUGCAGAACACGAUAGUUCUGGCUGCCCCUUCCUCGGAGUCUCGUUGGUAUGGAGGUUCCAUUAGCUGGCAUAGCAAAUAGUCAUUGACCCCAGCCUCCAUGAUGCCAUCUCUUAAAAGCAGUUCAGAGUAGAAGCUAACAUCCACAGUAACUUGCUAGUUGUGUUGGAUGCUUUCCCUUGUCUCCAGUGGCAUCGGAGUACACUUCACAUGAAGCACAGAGUACUUGUUUGCCCCUCUUGUGGUACCUGCUCCUUCUGUUUUGGAGUACACUCAAUGUGUACAUCAUCACCAGAAGUUGAUGUUGCUGAUGAGAUGCUGUCAUGCCUACUGGCAGAGCCAGAGUAGCUCAGUUGGUCCAGCAUGAGACUCUCAAUCUCAGGGUUGUGGGCUUGAGCACCACAUUGAGCAAAAGAUUCCUGCAUCGCAGGGGGUUCGUCUAGGUGAUCCUUGCAGUUCCUUCCAACUCUACCAUUUUAUAAUUCUCUGACUCUCAAGCAAAAUGAAACAAGAUGACUUUGUUUUAUUGGGGUACGGGCAGCACGCAUAGCUGACAUAAAUCACACACUUUGUGACAAAAUGAACAGGAGUUGCGCGUUCCUAAUGAAUUAUGCAACAUGUAAGUGGAAGGAACUGCCCCUUGGGGGGUGGUUUCCCAUCUUUGGAUGGUCUUGACCAUAGAGGGUACUACCAGGACAUAGGACACUCCAUAUUGAUAGCUAGAAUGUACCCUUUAAGGUUGCAAACGUUUGCAUACUUAAUUUGGUAUAGGACCCACUGAAUUAUUUAACCCUGAGAUUAGGGAUUGGGCUGCUUAAAUGGUUCCAGCAGCUUUGCUGCUGCUGCACAACUAAUUUGAUAGGUGCAGCCUAAAUUAAAAUCUCAUGCUCAACUUCCUUUGACCUAGAAUGGCAAUGGGAUUUAUUCCUCCCACACACGAGUACAUACAGAGUUCUAAAGUGAACAGGAUGUUGCUAGCACACAGUCCAAGUGGGUGUAGCUUGCUUAAGAUUAUCUGAUAGAAUAAUAUGAAGACAAAACAAGCAGUGCAGGGAGUCAAAAUGUGUGCGUACACGUACACACACACACACACCUCUCUCUCUGGAAAUGAAAUUUAAUUAUGAGGCAGCUCUGGACUGCAUUUUGAUUUAAAACUACUUGAGUAAUUGGUAGAUAUUAUAAAGGCUGCUUUGUGUUGCGUCUGUUUCAGCUGGGCAUCUCAAAUCAUCUCCCACUUCCCAAUUGGUGAGGUCAUAUAAAUAAAGGUUUCUGCAUCAAUCCAAAGUAAAUAAUGACAAGCCUCCAGCAAGAAUCUAAUAUCAAAAUGAGGUCAACAUUUGUAGCACUGGAAUUAAAAUCUGAUGCUUAUGUUCAUGUAAACUCCCUGGUACAAUGGGAAUGACUUCUGGAGUAAGCACCCAUAUGAUCAUGCUGUGGGAGAUGUGGUGUUGUGUUGUGUCUCCUUCGAAGUGUAUUCUCUCAGCCACCUACAACCCCAUCCAUCCCACCUAACACAUUUGUCAUUGCAAACAAAGUGUUUAAAGCAAAGGGGGACCCCGCAAGACACUCUGAUUUGUCUAAAACGUUUGGCUAGGAUUAGAGUAACAUCCGAUUUGGCACCUGUUAAUAAAUGUUAGAGACUGCUUCUAGAGUGAGCAAGUAAAAACUGAGUAGGACAGACAUUUUAUAGAAAAACAAACAGGCAGAAUUAAUUUUUAAUAAGCUACAUCUACUGCUUUCAAUUUCAAAAACAAAGCAGGGACAUGACUCUGCAUAGGUGCCAACUCCCUGGGGCCCUGGGUGCCCAAGCACCCACAAAAUUCCCUAUGAAGGGGCUGGGCACCCACAAAUUUCAGUGCCAGGGCCAUGCACGCUGCAUGGCACCCACGGCCCUGGGCACUCACAGUUGCGGGGCGAAGUUGGCACUCCUGUGACUCUGUAAUGACACAUUAGGCAUUGGUGACCAGUUUUUUAAUUCUGUGUUCAGUAACUAAAUUCUGGCAACCUUUGGAUUAUGCAGUUGUCAUACUUGAUGCAGGUAAACAAGCUCAAAUGUAGUCCAUAGUUUUCUUAGCAGUGUAUUAAGUUCCUUACUUUUUGUCUCCUACAUACAGACAUUCUCUGGCCCUCUUAGAGACUGUCCUCAAAGGUUUGCUUCUUAGGGUAGCUAUGGGGAACCUCAGAUCAUAGGGCAGAGUGGUGAAAUGCAGCUUCUCUAUCUGGUCCUCCUCAUGCCACGCCCCUCGUAGCCCUGCGUUGGACUCUGAAGGGAAUGUAUCCUUCAAGUCCAAUCUUGCUUGUUUGCCUGCACAGAGGAUACUGGGUGUGCAGUGACUAGUCUACUGUACUAAUGUGCACUGCACACUUUUUGCUCCACUAACUUUUGCCUCUGGCAUGUAGGCCCAGGAAGGGAAUGAGGCUGUGUGAUGUGCCUAAGAGAGGUUCCCCAUCCCUCCUAGCUUACAGAGAAAGACCCUUGAGAUUCAUUUACUAUGGUAUGGGUUUUUGUGCACUACGGUCUACUUCUUCAGAUGCAUGCAAUACACUGUGUUACAGGCUACAUAAGGUGAUGUGAUGGGAGUUGUAAGCAGUGGGGUUGAGGGAAAAGGUAAGUUCUCAUUCACAAAAUGGUUGUUGGUCAUGACACAGGCACCCUGGCAUCAGUAAGCCAAGACAUGUACAGGCAACCCCUGAUUUGCGUGGGGGUUGCAUUCUGGGUCAUUGUGUGCAUAAGCCCCCACCCCCUUAUGCCCUUUCUGGGUCCAGAAACAAUGUGCGCAUGCACAUGUUGCCUGUAGUUAAGUUUAAGAAAAUGCUUUGCCUGAAGUCAGUCCCAAGUGAUAAUACUGAACUCCUUACCCGACCCAGCAGUUUUGUGUGGUCUUUGAUGGAGGUUCCUUUGCUCUCUUUUGGGUUACCUUAAGGUCACUUACAGAAUUUCCUGGAAGGCUGUUGUACCCCCAGGUAGUUUUGAGGUUAUAACUGUUUUUUUGUAGAGGCUGCCACUUCAUCUUACAUCUUCCAUGGAUCAUUUUUGGGACCUGUGCUUUUUAACUUGUUCAUGAAGGAUCCAGAGGUGAGGGUGAGAAUUGUGGUGGCCAAGUUUGCUGAUGACACCAAAAUGUUCAGAGUGAUUAAAACAAAAGAUUGUGAAGAGCUCCAAAAGGACCUCAAAACUGAGUGAAUGGGCAGUAAAAUGGCAAAUGCUUAUGCAGGCAACCCUUGAUUUGUGCUGAGGUUGCUUUCCAGGUUAUUGCGCGCAUUAGUGGAGUGUGCAUAAACCUGCCCUGUUACGCGCCCAUUGCACCCUCUUCCUGAUCUGAGGAUGGUAUUUGCAUGCACGGUUCCAUGUGCUUUGAACAUGCACAAAACAGUUGUUCCCUGUAUGAAUGUCUGUCUUCCAUACAAACUUGCUGGGCUCAGACCUUCAGCGGAGGCCAUUCUCUUGGUCCCACCACCCUCACAAGCAGGGUGGGGAUAUGGAGGUCUGCUGCCAGACUUUGGAACUUACACUGGUAGAAGACUGUUUUAUUUCAGCAGGCCUCUGUGGACUGACUUGUUCUUUAAGAAAAGGGCUUCUGAUAGUGCAUUGCUGCUUUUAUAUGUAAUGGAUUAUUUUUUAUAUUGUUUUUAUUUUGCUGGAGUUUAAUUUUAACUAUUAGCUUUUAUUUGUCUUUAGCUUUUGUAUUUUAUAUUUGUUUUAAUUUUUGUAAGCCACCUUGAGUCCCAGUCUUGAUGAAAGGAAGGAUAUAUGACAAUGAUGGUAGUAAUAAUAAUAAUAAAGUAUGUCAGGUUUAAAAACAAUCUUAAUUUCACAUACAUGGUUUACCACAGGCACCCAGUUGGCCACUGUAAGUACAGGACUGGGUAUUUUUUGGUUUUGGUUUUUAGUGUUAGUAUUGUUGUCUAUACUUUUAAUAGAUAUUUUGGUAUAUAUAUUAAUUCUCAGUGUUUAAAUACUUUUAAAUGAUUUAUUUUCUAUGUUUUUAGCUUUUUCUAUUCUAUCUGUAAGCUGCUUUGAGUGUUUGGAGAGAAGGUGAGGAUAUAGAUGGUGGUGAUAUAUAUAUUAAUACAGGAUGCUGGGCUAGAUGGGGUGCCAACCUGAUCCAGCAAAAGUAGAAUGCCCUAAUAUAACUGAUGUCUUGGGUACUCAAGGUGGCUGCCUUUUCUUUUUACGAGGCAAAGGGCUAUGUGGUGGAAGGGGGAGCUCCACCAGGCCUUCUCCCCCCUCAACUGUCACCUGGUGGCAGCAAUUCCAUCAGGCUGUCCCAGUGGGAGAGGUAGGGAGCAAAAGCCUCAUUCCAUCAGCUUUGCAGGAGGCUCAGCUCCAUCAGGCACCUCCUCCUGGCGCUCCCUGAACUGGGCAAGCUUGUCAGUAUAGGAACCACUGUUCAGAAAAUAGUGAGUGAGUUUUUGUUUUCCUCCUGCGUUUUCCGUCUCUCUCUCAAUCAAAAUAAAGAGACUGUAAGCCUG